AUGGCGCGAGCGCGAGGGGCCUUUUUUGCGGCCCUAAUCGCCCUCAGCGCGGCACACCAGCGCUACGCAACACAAGAAAGCCCACAGCAGACAUAUUCUCAUCUGGAGUGCCGGGUUGACGACCCGCUAUCGUGUAGCCAGAGUAAAGGCGAAGUCUGCGUCUUCAACAAUGGGCAGUACCGCUGCGCUUGUCCGCCUGGAGUUUCCCGGUUAAGCGAUGGUCGAUGCAAAUCCCUGAACGAAUGCUCACAGCCGAAAUUCAACACUUGCCACAAGGACGCCCGUUGUAUCGACAAGGUCGAGGGCUACACUUGCGAAUGCAAAGAAGGAUUCUCCGAUGUUUCAUCCGAUCGUGUCAACAAACCUGGCCGUCAAUGCCAAAGGACUCAAAACGAAUGUGGCGCCCCACAAACCUACGGUGUCGAUUGCCACGAUGCGGCCAGCUGCGUCGACACGGCUGAAGGAUUCCAGUGCGUCUGCCAGCCCGGAUACACCGAUAUUUCGGCCACUUAUUCGAAGAAUCCAGGACGUCAGUGCGUUGAAGUGGUGAACGAAUGCCGAAUGGGUACCGCUGAUUGCUCCCCGAAUGCUGAAUGUAUUGAUUUGCCACAAGGAUAUGAUUGCCGUUGCCGUGCCGGAUACGUCGACGCUUCACCCAACGUGGAAUUCUACCCAGGUCGUGUCUGCUCACAACCACGCGAGCCAGAAUAUUACGGAAGAGUGUCGCCGGUGAAUGAAUGCUCGGACAGCUCGACUUGUGGACCCAACGAAGAAUGCCAGGUGGAUGCUUCGGGUCGUCGUGUCUGCACGUGUCAAAGUGGUGCUGUCAAGGAUGAGAAUGGCCGAUGCAGAGUUUACUCGCAAUGCGAACGUUCACAAGAAUGCGACGCAAAUGCUCAAUGCUCAAAUACAUAUUCGGGAGUGGAAUGUAAAUGUCAGGCCGGCUACAAGGACGUUUCACCUGACCCGAUUGGAAGCCCUGGUCGUAAAUGCAAGCUCUUGACCAACGAAUGUGCUGAACAAACGCAUGAUUGCGAUCCCCAGGCCGAAUGUAUCGAUACUCAAGAUUCUUUCACUUGCCGUUGCCCAGCCCACCUUACCGAUGUAUCUUCCCGUUACGGCAAGAAGCCCGGCAGAAAAUGCGCGAAAAGCGGAAACUACUGCAGCGAUAAGUCCCAGAAUACCUGUGACGAGAAUGCCGACUGUGUUUCCCUGCCUGAUGGAUACACAUGCAAAUGCUUCAACGGCUACGUUGACGUUUCGUCAAAUGCUAACCUGCCGCCCGGUCGUGCCUGUACCCUCCACACACAAUGUCCCACCCAACCUACCGACCUGGUCUUCUUGAUUGAUGGAUCUGGAUCGAUCGGCUCAUACAUUUUCCAAACCGACGUUCUGCGCUUCGUCUCUGAGUUCACCGAAUUGUUCGACAUUGGGACACAGCAAACGCGUGUAUCCGUCGUCCAAUACUCUGACCAGAUCCGCCACGAAUUUGGCCUCGGAGACUACUCAAAUGCUCGCUCGGUACAUGACGCCAUCCAGGGCAUCGAAUAUCUCACCGGACUGACUCGCACUGGAGCCGCUAUUGAGCAUGUCGCCAAUGAAGCCUUCAAUGAGAGAAGAGGAGCUCGACCUCGUUCAUCUUCGGUAGCGCGAGUGGCUAUUGUAAUCACAGACGGACGUUCUCAGGACAACGUGACCAUCCCUUCAAACAACGCGCGCCGCAUGGGUAUCCAGCUGUUCGCUGUUGGUGUUACAAACCACGUUCUCGACUCGGAGCUGGAGACGAUCGCUGGAAGUCACGAUGCCUUCUUCCACGUCAAUGGAUUUGAGGAUUUAAAUACGCGCCUGCGCUCGUUGAUCCAAAAGGUUGCCUGUCCACCAGAGGCCCCAAGGGAACCGACUUACGGCCCCUGCGACCCAUCGACUCACAAUGGUUGCGACCGUUCGAAGAACCAAGUCUGUUUGGUCAACAACGGCCGAUUCAGCUGCGGAUGUCCCAAGGGCUUCGAACUGCACCCCGUCACAAAGGUGUGCGGCGGAGAUAUUUGCAACCCAGAGAUCUCGACAUCGUGCCCCGAUCCGGAAGUUUGCGAGAAGACACCCUUCGGAAAUUGGCGCUGCUCUUGCGCGGAAGGAUGGAGGGACCCGCACACUGGUGCAUGCAAGCUGCUUCCCAAAGAACAAGAUGCUGGCUGCAAAUCUGAUGCUGAAUGUCCGAAUGGAAAGUGCGUUCGAUCUUACGACGGAUCUUACGUUUGCGAAUGCGGCGAUGGCUUCCAAAUGGACCCAAAGACCGACCAGUGCAUCGUUCCCGGAACCUGCUCAUCCGGAAGUUGCGACCCGCGCAAGAAGGAACAAUGCUUGCCUGGACCAAACGGCCAGCCUAUUUGCCAAUGUCAGCCCGGCUAUGUUCGCGAUUCGACUACUGGAAUCUGCUUGAUCAACGAGUGCCUGGGACCAAACGAAUGUGAUCCCAAUGCCAUCUGCAAAGAUACACCCGAAUCUUAUAUCUGCACGUGCAGGCCUGAUUAUCAAGACGAAUCUCCUGAUCCGAUCAGGAAGCCUGGCAUCAAGUGUUCCUCAGAUAAGGAUGAAUGCCUCCUCAACCAACACAAUUGCUCAGUCAACGCCGUCUGCCACAAUUUGCGAAUUGGAUUCCUGUGCGUCUGCAAGGAAGGAUUCAUCGAUAAGUCCCCGAACCCGACGGCUUUCGGCGGAACAACUUGUGAGCCGAGCAUUGAUGAAUGUGCCGAUCCGUCGCUCAACAACUGCCACAAGAACGCGACUUGCAUUAAUACGUAUGAUUCAUACACUUGUCGCUGCAACGACGGAUUUGUUGAUUUGGAUAAUUUGAGGAACCCUGGUAGACAAUGCAAGAAGAUCAAUGAUAUCUGUGAGACCGGACGACACACGUGCUCACCAAAUGCGCGUUGCGUUGAAGUUGGUGCGCAGGAGUAUGAAUGUAUCUGCAACAACGGAUUCCUGGACAUGAGCCCCGAUCCAGCACAGGGUGGUCGUGUCUGCAUCGAGCAAGUCUGCCUCGAUCCGACCAAGAACGACUGCCACCCAGCGGCCAUUUGCAAGGAGGUCGCUACUGCCGAGAAGUACACAUGCACCUGCAGGGAUGGAUACAUCGAUUUGACGCCAUCAAAGCCUGGCCGAGAAUGCAAGGAAGAAAUCUUCGAGUGUUUGAACCCACAACUCAAUGACUGUGACCCCAUCGCCACGUGUAUCGAGAAGAGGGAUGGUUACGACUGCGUCUGCCCUCUCGAAUCAAAGGAUAUCUCCCCUGAUCCAAGCAGACCUGGAAGAAAAUGUCAUGCCAACUUCGACGAAUGCGCCCAUCCUGGCUAUAAUAACUGCUCACGCUUCGCCGACUGUUUCAACCUUGACGAAGGAUACCGGUGCCAAUGCCGUCAGGAAUACUAUGACGAGGAUAAGGAGCAUCCUGGAACCCAGUGCAAGCUUAUCGUCGAUGAAUGCCAGGUCCCGUCUCUGAACAACUGCAGUAGCCACGCGAAGUGCACCAAUACCUUGGAGGGCUACGAGUGCGACUGUAUCGCUCCGUACAUUGACGUGAUGCCAACGGAUAAGGGCCGCAAAUGCGAGUUUGACGAAUGCCAGGACCCGAAGUACAAUGAUUGCGCCAAGGAAGCUACCUGCCAUAACACUCCUGAUAGCUAUUAUUGUGUGUGCAAUGCUGGAUUCUACGAUGCUAGCCCGGAUCCGGAGAAGCAAGGACGCGCUUGCAUUGAAUAUUCUAUCCCCGAGCCAACAGCUACUGCCCACAACGAUGUCAGCCUAUUUAACUGCGGAAACCAACGAUGCCGCUCUAGUUUGGGAGAGGUUUGCCUUGACGGAAAAUGUGUCUGCAAACCAGGGCAGCUAAAGGACGACACCAAGGGAGGAAUCUGCACCGACGCAAUUGAGAUCCCGAUCAAGAUUCGCGUUGUCAGCAAGGAUGGAGAGACCAUCGUGUACAAUUAUGACUAUUCUCAGCCUAACACUCCGGAAUAUAUCGAGAUCAGCAAGGAGUUCAAAAACGGAAUCGGCUCCACCUUGAAGAAGACGGAAUAUGCCCCUAAAUAUUUGGGAACCGAUUUGCAGAUCGUGCUUCCACCGAGGAUUGAGAACCCGGAUUGGGACCGAGGCCUUCUCCUAAAUGGUUCCGUGAAAUUGAGCCCAAGUGCCGACAAGUGCGAGGUAUGGAAAGCCCUGAGCCGCCAGAUCGAGAGCCAAGGCAUGGUAAUUUCGAAACUUGGCGUGGACAACCUCGAUGACCUGGAUCCAUGUGGUGAUCGCAUCAUGGGUUUGGCAUGUGGUGCUGGAUUCUGCAACUUAGCCCUCGGCGAGAUCUGCGCUCAGAAUUCCGUCUGCAUCUGUCCCAAGGGAUUCAAACGAGCCCAUGAAGGAGAAAAGUGUGUUGAGGUGGAUUCACUGAACAUGCCCUUGUAUGUUAUUCGCGACCAUGAGUCUCCCAUCUCCUGGACUACAGAGCUUGCUACUCCUGGAACAAGCUACCACAAGCAAAUUGUUGACCGGUUCACCUCCGGCAUCAUCGAGGUGCUUCACCACCUGCAGCCGGUUGGCCAGAGUGUUGUGACGGUUGAGGUCAAGGAUAUCGAGGAACCAUCCUCUCGAAAUGCGUCGUGGGAAACCGGAGCACUCUUCAACUACACUGUCUACGUCAAGAAGGGCUCGGUGGAUACUCCCCGACGUGUGUACACUGAUAUGCUAGAUUACAUCAUUCGUAGAAACAACAUGGAGAUUGGAACCAAGAAGCUGUUCAUCUCGCCUGAUCAGCUGGACUGGGGCGGUCCAUGCUACAACGCUGACUGUGGUCCGAACGCUCGUUGUAUCCCAGAUGGACAUGGAGGAUAUCGUUGCCAAUGUGCCGUCGGGUUCGUCGACUUACUGCCUAGCAGCCCAGGACAUGAUUGCCUGUCCGAGCAUUCUCCUCGUUGGUGCGACAACGCUACACUCAAUACCUGCUCACCAAAUGCACAUUGCGAGCUUGCACCCUACAAAUACAAAUGUAUCUGCAAUGACGGUUUCAAGGAUGCCUCGGAACCUGAUCAAGUACCUGGAACGAUCUGUUUGCUUGACCCAUGCUCUGAUGUUAACUACUGCCCGGCUAACUCGAAAUGCAAGAGUUAUGGUGAUAACGCUGUCUGUGAAUGCAUCCCACCAUCUGUGGACGUACGCAAGGCUGGACCUGAAAAGCUGGAAGAGAAUCACCUUGAACACAAUUAUUGCCUACCACUGACUUCUGUAAACGAAUGUGCCCUGAAGUUGGACAACUGCUCGAAUUUGGCAACUUGCAUCGACAAGCCAAUUGGCUACACAUGCCAGUGUAACAGCGACACAACUGACCAGUUCCCCGAACAACCUGGCCGAUUUUGUGCCCUCAAGGCAUGUGGUGAAUGCAAUGGGCAUGGUACUUGCAUUACUAGCUCUAAUUCAUCCCUUACGACCUGCUUGUGUGACGAAGGAUGGACGGGCGAUCAUUGCGAGACUGCCGCUUCAAAGGCUGGACUCAUCUUGGCUCUGAUCUUGGCUCUUCUCUUCUUGCUCCUCACUCUGCUCUGCUGCAUUUGGGCGUGCACUCGAUGCCGUUGCUUCGGCGGACGUGGUGCCUCGGUCGGAACCAGCGGACAAGAGAUCGUCUCGGAAUACUACACAAUCCCCCGGCCGAAGUUGAAGCCGGCAUAUGCUGAAGACUUUGGAGACAACUCUGGUGCUCUCGCUGCUUACCUUGAUGAUGGUGCAUCGAUUAGCAGCGGCGGCUCUUUGGAAGAGAUCGAACGUCGAGUGACCACCGACGUCACGACACGCGAGAUCCGCACCACCACAAUCACCGAUUCCGAGGGCAACGUACACACCACUCAGGAGGUGAUCAACCAUGGCGGGGACAUCCACUCAUCGGUUGAGACUGAGGCCGAACAGUUUGCGAUGACUUCGGCCGAUCAUUUCACACAUGCGGCCGCCGGAUCUUCUGGCUACCAUGCUUCUGGUGCCUCGCACUUCGAAGAUGACAACUUGUCGCUCGACUCAGAUGCCGGACAGCAUGUUUCUGACCGGGUCAACCGGGCCAGCCAACAUCACGAGUUCGAAUCCGGCAUUGAACGAAGACGAAAUGAGUUUUCAAGCACGAUGAACUCACGAGAGGAAGACUACGCAACCGUUGGUGAAUUGGGCCGUGGAAAUGGGGAUGCGACGAUGGAUAGAAAUACCAAAUUCUCGACUCAUCAUGAUUUCCAACCCGGAGCCGAUGCACGAACCGGAGUUGAACGUCGCAAGAAUGAAAUGGUGACCACGACGACAUCAAACGAAACCAACUAUUUC
Molecule: messenger RNA, 6345 nt
Organism: Mesorhabditis spiculigera
Lineage: Eukaryota; Metazoa; Nematoda; Chromadorea; Rhabditida; Rhabditidae
Source: the annotation of a GenBank genome assembly